Messenger RNA from Pogonomyrmex barbatus (red harvester ant), 2051 nucleotides. RefSeq names its product Dolichol kinase (gene Dolk). Gene Ontology annotation, biological process: dolichyl monophosphate biosynthetic process. Lineage: Eukaryota; Metazoa; Arthropoda; Insecta; Hymenoptera; Formicidae. Gene Ontology annotation, molecular function: dolichol kinase activity. The record is from RefSeq and is a predicted model, not a curated record. Gene Ontology annotation, cellular component: endoplasmic reticulum membrane.
GUUCAAAGUGCAGGAGAAUCGUUUCUAUAAGACAAAAUAUAAUUGAGUAUAGAUACAUAUCUGCACUGUAAAUAAGGAGUAGAUAAUCAUUUUAGAUCAAGUCGGAGUUAGCUCGUUACUCCUGCCGAUCCUUAACUGAGAAAAAGAAUGGAACCGAUAAUCACAUACUAUAGUCGGCUUGAGGAGAAGAUACUGCAAAACAUCAAUCGCAAUGGUAUACGGUAUCGGCUUGCAAACAGUGGAUUAUGGCUAGGUGCUUUAGUCGGCUUGAGUGCAGCAGUUACGAUAUUGAAGGAAGAGAGCAGCUAUUCUGAGACAUGUCUUUUUGUAGGAACUACAGGUUUCGGUCUUGUCUUCUGUUCUUUAUGCCUUUACAUACGACUUUCAAUGAAUCAGGUUAUAGCGAAAGACUUUCAUGCCAUAUAUUUUUUGCCUGCGAUUAUAACAUCUAUGCUGUUUUUACUUGCUGCUAACAAAGGAUUAUUGACGAGUGUUGUAUGGGGCUUGACUGUUGGAAGUUUGGGCACAUGGGGCAUUCCACAAUUAAUGUCAGUUUUUCCAUACUGCUUUACUGUGGGAGAAGCAACAGCGGUUAUACAUAGUUUUAUUUUGUUUUUAAUGUCGGUUGUUACCAACUUACCCUUGCGGUAUCACCUACCUCCAAUUCACGACAGUGACAUAAGCACAGUUUUAUUGCAGGUUGUGAUAUUAUAUGUAGUAUCGGUAUGUUUUCUGUGUGGAUACUUUCCUAUUCUACAUAGCACGAGAUAUUUUUACUUAAUGAUAAUCAGCUUGUUGUGUUUUAUAAUUCUUCCAAUACUUUACAUUGUUCUUGAUCAAAAUCCAGUAACAUGGAUAAUUUCUUUUGCUUUUAAUAGUCACAAAAGAAUUGCAAUAUUCAUAUAUUGGGCAAUAUGUCUUCUGUUAAGUAUCUUAGCUAUAAUUUAUCAGAUAUUAUUAAACUCUCAAGCUACAAGUUCAACUAGAAAAAACUUCCAUAUAUUAGCUACAUUUGUAUAUAUUCCUGGCAUAAUUUAUGAUCCUUCACUAUUAUAUCUUGCCAGUGGCGUGAUGUUGGUACUAUUUAUUGCUCUUGAGGUAAUCAGAUUCUUCAAAAUCCCACCAUUAGGAGAAAUUUUACAGCAAGGCUUUCUUGCAUUUGCUGAUGGAAAAACCGAUUUUUUGCUUUCAUUAACGCCUAUAUAUCUAUUAUGUGGUUUGUCAUUUCCCCUUUGGAUGCCAACUAAUAAUUUACCACUACUGAUAUUACUUAGUGGUGUGCUGACAGUAGGAAUUGGUGACGCUGCUGCAAGUUUUGUUGGUAGUAAAUGGGGUUUACACAAAUGGGUCGAUACAAAGAAGACUGUCGAAGGCACCAUCGCAUGUGUAUUUUGCCAAAUUUGUGUAAUACUUAUGCUAACAUACUGUGGUUUUAUGGAUAAUUAUCAAUUACUAAUGAGAAGCAUUUUGGCGAUUGUAUUAAUAUCAUUGAUUGAGGCACGCACAAAUCAGGUGGACAAUCUGGCUUUGCCAUUAUUAAUGUAUGUGUUUUUGAUGGUAUAAAUGUAUAUCGUUUAUUCUAUUUCGAUAGCAUCUCCAUAAUUUCAAUUAAUUUUUAAGAAAAUUGUAACAAUUAUAAACAUAAUCAUUUCAUUAUAUAAUUAUUUCUGAUUUUCGCCUUCUAUUAUCGAAAUGAAAAUAAUUGUUGUAGAAUAUUUUUUUAUGCUAUUUUAUAGUAAAAAUUUAUAUUUAUAUUGACAUAUCCGACUAUGUGCAUUAUUUAAGUUGCGUUAUAAUGUAAAAAAGAAGCUGUACUCAAAGAUUACAAAUUGCACAAAGUUAAAAUUGAUAAAAUCUACUUAACUAACGAUUUUUACGUAACUCCAACGUACUUAUCGAUUGUAAAAUGUUAUUAAGAUAUUUAUUUGAAAAACAACGAUACAAUUAUAAAUGUGAUUAUUUCUAUAUACGUUGUGUCGUGAAAUGGUGAUGAUGUACAAAUAUUUAUAUUUAUGAAGGCGAAUAUAUAUUUUUUAUAUAUAUAUAUAUAU